Diutina rugosa is the source of this 465-nucleotide messenger RNA. RefSeq names its product mitochondrial 37S ribosomal protein mS41. Gene Ontology annotation, cellular component: mitochondrion. The record is from RefSeq and is a predicted model, not a curated record. Bases 1 to 465 code for a protein of 154 amino acids. The transcript has a single exon. NCBI's taxonomy places the organism in Eukaryota, Fungi, Ascomycota, Pichiomycetes, Serinales, Debaryomycetaceae.
AUGUUCAAGGCGGGUAUCUUCCGGGCGGUGGCUCCCCGGGUCCAACUGAUCAUACUGAAACCGUUCAGCACCAGUGCACCCGUUUUCAGAACCAACCACUCGACCCGAACCAAAGAAAACGUCCACGACCUCAAGACGUUCCUCACCCUAAUUGGGCGCAAUACGAUGGAAUACCACGACACCUUCGAAGGCGACUUGCAAAAGUUCUUGAAGACGUCGUCAAAGGAAAUGAAGAACUUGGGCAUCGACGUCCAGCUGAGAAAGUACAUGUUGAGAUGGAUCCACAAGUUUGAGAACGACCUCGAACCGUUAAGAGUCCACCGCAAGGGCAAGAAGAAGCACGGUGGGGAGCGUAAGGCUAAAGAAGUGCUUGCGAAGAAGAAUGCUCUCAAGCGUUUGGAAGAAAAGGAGAAGUUCAAGCAGGAGGAAUUGGAGGCGGAAAACCGGGGCGAGAGAGACUUUUAA